UCUGCUGUCACGGUUUAGCUGUGAUUGGGUAUUUGCUAGGCGGUUUGUGAUUGGCCGGCACACUCAGUAUAUAUAGACGUCACUGCGGCCUAUUCUUUCUCUUUUACUCCAGCUGCGCAGGAGGAUCUCCACACGGCUUUGUCUUCUCGUUCCCCAUCGUAGCUUUCACAGGGGUAACUCACAAUGUCCGGAGGUCUUGAUGUCCUGCAGAUGAAGGAGGAAGAUGUCCUCAAGUUCCUUGCCGCUGGUACCCACUUGGGUGGCACCAACCUUGACUUUCAGAUGGAGCAGUACAUUUAUAAGAGGAAGAGUGACGGCAUCUACAUAAUCAACCUGAAACGCACAUGGGAGAAGCUGUUGCUUGCAGCCCGUGCAAUUGUGGCCAUUGAAAACCCAGCUGAUGUUUGUGUUAUCUCCUCCAGGAACACCGGGCAGCGUGCUGUGCUGAAAUUUGCCUCUGCUUGUGGAGCCACCCCGAUCGCUGGGCGCUUCACCCCUGGUACCUUCACUAACCAGAUCCAGGCUGCCUUCCGUGAGCCACGGCUGCUUGUAGUGACAGACCCCCGUGCUGACCAUCAGCCACUCACAGAGGCUUCCUAUGUAAACAUCCCCACCAUCGCCUUGUGCAACACGGACUCUCCGCUGCGCUAUGUGGAUAUCGCCAUCCCCUGUAACAACAAGGGUGCCCAUUCUGUGGGUCUUAUGUGGUGGAUGUUGGCACGUGAGGUCCUGCGCAUGAGAGGUACAAUCUCACGUGAACAUCCCUGGGAGGUCAUGCCUGAUCUUUACUUUUACCGUGACCCAGAGGAGAUUGAGAAGGAGGAGCAGGCAGCAGCUGAGAAAGCUACCACCAAGGAGGAGUACCAGGGUGAGUGGACUGCACCAGUGCCAGACUUCCCUCAGCCUGAGGUUGCAGACUGGUCCGAGGGUGUUCAGGUGCCAUCAGUGCCCAUCCAGCAGUUUGCAGAGCGCACGGAUAUCCAGGCAGCACCAAAAGCUCCAGCUGAAGACUGGAGCUCACAGCCAGCAAGCACUGACGACUGGUCUGCUGCCCCCACAGCACAAGCAUCGGAAUGGGCUGGAGCAGCUGCUGAUUGGCCUUGAGUGCACCUGGGUCUCAUGUCAGAGGAAAAUAAAUAUUUUUCAGAA
This is a messenger RNA of Bombina bombina (fire-bellied toad), 1149 nucleotides long. RefSeq names its product 40S ribosomal protein SA. Gene Ontology annotation, molecular function: laminin receptor activity; structural constituent of ribosome. The coding region runs from base 184 to 1104 and encodes 306 amino acids. The transcript is spliced from 8 exons. Gene Ontology annotation, cellular component: 90S preribosome; cytosolic small ribosomal subunit; ribosome. The record is from RefSeq and is a predicted model, not a curated record. NCBI's taxonomy places the organism in Eukaryota, Metazoa, Chordata, Amphibia, Anura, Bombinatoridae. Gene Ontology annotation, biological process: ribosomal small subunit assembly; cytoplasmic translation.